GGGGUACCCAUAUAAUAAACCGUAACGUAAUAGACGCUUAAUUGCGAUUUAUUAUGGAGGAGAAGAAGGAGAAGGAGGGCGAAGCGGAGAUCCAGGAGCACGGUCCCGAACAUUGGUUCUCCAAAUGGGAGCGGCAGUGUUUGGCCGAAGCGGAGCGACAGGAGCCGAGCGACGACGAGGCGGAGCAAAGUCAGCAGAAACUAUGGCACCUUUUCCAAAAUUCAGCCACUGCGGUCGCACAGCUAUACAAAGACAGAGUUUGUCAACAGCAGGGUCUGUCUCUCUGGGUUCCCUUCCAGAACGCAGCUACUGCCGUCACCAACCUGUACAAAGAGUCACUAGAGUCCCACCAGCGGAGCUAUGAGUCGGGGGUCCAGCGGGCGUACCAGCGUCGUAACAAAGACAUGCUGGCCUGGGUGAAGAAGAGGAGGAGAAACAUCAGGAGGGAGGACCUCAUCAGCUUUUUGUGUGGCAAGGCCCCGCCCCCACGCAACCCCCGUCGCGACGCACAGACACCCAAACACGGCCACGCCCUCUCUGUGAUGUCGCCUGGCAGGCCGCCGUCCACGGAGAGCGGGUCGUCUGUCGAGGCUGACCUGCAGCCCUUCAGAGAGGCCAUCGCACUGCACGGCCUGAGUGGGGCGAUGGCCAGUAUAUCUGUUCGUUCCGGUGCCCCUGGCUCUCCGACGCACCUAACACGCGACAGCCCCGUCACUCCGCAGCCGGGUCGUAACCGUAGGAACGGUCUCCACGACGUCGACCUGAACACCUUCAUCGCCGAGGAGAUGGCGCUCCAUUUGGAGAACGCCGCGGCAACCGCUGCAGCCAAUAGGAAGAGGGCGUCUGCCCAGUGCAGUGACGUCAUCACAGACUCGCCCACCCAUAAACGCAACCGGAUGCUCUGAGUGUCCCCGGAUAUCACACACGCACAUCGACAACGCACACACGCUCAAGGCACUUUUCACACACACACACACACACGCUCAAGGCACUUUUCACACACACACACACAAAUUACACACACUAGAUAUUUCUACUUUGCUAUAUCGCGGCCCGAGCUGAUUGGAUGAUGACUCGUCCACCAGGCCGGCCAAUCAAACCCUCCCAACCUGGCACCUCCCCCUCUGUUGUUUAUUAAAAAAAAAGAGAGAGAAAUGUAAAUGAUUAAAAUGCCACUUAUCCCCUCCUCCCUCUCCCUCCCCCUCCUCCCUCUCCGUCAUCCCUCCUCCCUCUCCGUCAUCCCUCUCCUUCCUGUGUUCCCUCCUUUCCUCGUGGUUGGCAUGACAACGACUUGGAAUGAUAGCACAAACAGAUUGCUAAGCUCACCAGCAGCCUGUCUCGACCUCUGGGAUGAAACAGUGUUGGCCAUGUGUUCUGAGUGGUGGGACAUACCUGCACCCUGUUACUAGAGGUGUGUUGGGGUCCUGAGGCCAAGAAGCCUUCCUGUAUAGUAGCCCCUCCCCCCUCCUGUUACUAGAGGUGUGUUGGGGUCCUGAGGCCUAGAAGCCUUCCUGUAUAGUAGCCCCUCCCCCCUCCUGUUACUAGAGGUGUGUUGGGGUCCUGAGGCCUAGAAGCCUUCCUGUAUAGUAGCCCCUCCCCCCUCCUGUUACUAGAGGUGUGUUGGGGUCCUGAGGCCUAGAAGCCUUCCUGUAUAGUAGCCCCUCCCCCCUCCUGUUACUAGAGGUGUGUUGGGGUCCUGAGGCCUGGAAGCCUUCCUGUAUAGUAGCCCCUCCCCCCUCCUGUUACUAGAGGUGUGUUGGGGUCCUGAGGCCUAGAAGCCUUCCUGUAUAGUAGCCCCUCCCCCCUCCUGUUACUAGAGGUGUGUUGGGGUCCUGAGGCCUGGAAGCCUUCCUGUAUAGUAGCCCCUCCCCCCUCCUGUUACUAGAGGUGUGUUGGGGUCCUGAGGCCUAGAAGCCUUCCUGUAUAGUAGCCCCUCCCCCCUCCUGUUACUAGAGGUGUGUUGGGGUCCUGAGGCCUAGAAGCCUUCCUGUAUAGUAGCCCCUCCCCCCUCCUGUUACUAGAGGUGUGUUGGGGUCCUGAGGCCUAGAAGCCUUCCUGUAUAGUAGCCCCUCCCCCCUCCUGUUACUAGAGGUGUGUUGGGGUCCUGAGGCCUAGAAGCCUUCCUGUAUAGUAGCCCCUCACCUCUCAAGCGACUGUGGCUCUUGUCUCCUCUCGAUGCGUGUGUGUUGGACAGAACUGCCACUAAUUGUGUGUGUGUGUGUGUGUGUGUGUGUGUUCGUUGAGCACAAUCCUGACUGGAUUCAUGUGUAUUUGUGUUUUGUUUUAUAAAGCCUCCACCCCAAUAGCUCUUCCUGUCUGCUCUCUCUAACCUUUAACCCCAAGUCCUCUUAUCUACAGUGUAUAUACAUUAUGACAACUAGGUUCUGCUGUUGUAUGAUGCAGACAUACAUGUGGUACAUAUUGUAAAAAAAAAUAAAAAACACAAUUGUAAAAAAAGAAAAAAGAAAUGCAAAACCAUUUGAAUUGUUUAAAAUGUAAAAUAAUGAUUAUGGCAUUAAACAAACCAAGCUUUUAACUAUGAA
This is a messenger RNA of Oncorhynchus keta (chum salmon), 2543 nucleotides long. RefSeq names its product HUWE1-associated protein modifying stress responses-like. Bases 54 to 905 code for a protein of 283 amino acids. NCBI's taxonomy places the organism in Eukaryota, Metazoa, Chordata, Actinopteri, Salmoniformes, Salmonidae. The transcript has 4 exons. The record is from RefSeq and is a predicted model, not a curated record.